GGGCCAGGUGGGUGGUAUGGAGGGCGGAAGUGCAGCCCUGGAGGGGCAGGAGACAGAGAAAAGUUGCCUGCAGCCAGGCCCGCCCCUACCUGUGUAAGCUGAUCCACUGGAGCCUAGUGGAUAAAAGGGGCGGACUCGCUGAGGCCAGUGAGCUUGGCUGACCCCCCUCCUCCCUGCCUUCAGUCUCACCCAGCCACCAUGUCCAUCCACCUGAGCAGCCAGGUCUUCAGCUCCCGCUCAGCCGCCUUCCCGGGGCGAGGUGCCCAGGUGGGCCUGAGCUCCAGGCGCCCUGGCAGCUUUAGCAGCAACAGCUUCUAUGGCCUGGGCUCUUCACGGCCUCGUGGGGCGGUGCACUCUGCCUUUGGGGGCCCUGUGAACCCCUGCAUCCGUAGUGUCACGGUCAAUCAGAGCCUGCUGGCCCCACUGCAGGUGGAUAUCGACCCCACCAUCCAGCAGGUGCGCCAGGAGGAGCAUGAGCAGAUCAAGAUCCUCAAUGACAAGUUCGCCUCCUUCAUCGACAAGGUGCGGUUCCUGGAGCAGCAGAACAAGUUGCUGGAGACCAAGUGGUCACUGCUUCAGGAGCAGAAAGCCACCAAGAGUAGCCACCUCCCGGGCAUCUUCGAGGCCCAUAUAGCUGCCCUGCGCAGGCAGCUGGAAGCCCUGCAGAUGGAUGGGGGCCACCUGGAGGUGGAACUGCGGAACAUGCAGGAGGUGGUGGAAGACUUCAAGAACAAGUAUGAAGAUGAAGUCAACCGACGCACGGCUGCAGAGAAUGAGUUUGUGGUGCUGAAGAAGGAUGUGGAUGCUGCCUACAUCAGCAAGGUGGAGUUGGAGGCUAAGGUGGAUGCCCUCAAUGAUGAGAUCAACUUCUUGAAGACUCUCCAUGAGACUGAGUUGUCAGAGCUGCAGUCUCAGAUCUCAGACACGUCCGUGGUCCUGUCCAUGGACAACAGCCGCUCUCUGGACCUGGACGGCAUCAUUGCUGAUGUCAAGGCCCAGUAUGAGGACAUUGCCAAUUGCAGCCGGGCUGAGGCUGAGAGCUGGUACCAGACUAAGUUUGAGACCCUCCAGGCCCAGGCUGGACAGCAUGCAGAUGACCUCCGGAAUACCCGGAAUGAGAUUGCAGAGAUGACACGGGCCAUCCAGAAGCUGCAGGCUGACAUUGAUGGCAUCAAGAACCAGCGGGCCAAGCUGGAGGCCACCAUCGCUGAGGUCGAGCAGCACGGGGAGCUGGCCCUCAAAGAUGCACGGGCCAAGCAGGAGGAGCUGGAGGAUGCCCUGCAGCGGGCCAAGCAGGACAUGGCGCGGCAGCUGCGCGAGUACCAGGAGCUAAUGAACGUGAAGCUGGGCCUGGACAUCGAGAUCGCCACCUACAGGAAGCUGCUGGAGGGCGAAGAGAGCAGGCUGGUCGGAGAUGGAGUGGGAGCUGUGAACAUCUCUGUGGUGAAUUCCACUGGAGGUGGUGGUGGCAGGCUGACCUUCAGAGGAACCAUGGGAAGCAAUGCCCUGACUUUCUCAAGUGCUGGGAGACCUGCGAGCUUCAAGUCUUCUUCCAUCAGGACCACAUAUUCCACCCGUAGGAGAGUUCGCAACUGAGUCUGGGCAUGGAGAGACCCUCCUACUACAGUCAUGGGUGGACCCUAUUCCUUGCUCUCAUCUCUGGUCCACAGAUUGCAGGGGAGCAAUGUUAAGGCUUCUCCUAAUAAAGCAAACUCGCCAAGAGGCCUGGGUGAGCCUUGUG
Messenger RNA from Erinaceus europaeus (western European hedgehog), 1741 nucleotides. RefSeq names its product keratin 7 (gene KRT7). The transcript has 9 exons. The record is from RefSeq and is a predicted model, not a curated record. Gene Ontology annotation, molecular function: structural constituent of skin epidermis. Gene Ontology annotation, cellular component: keratin filament. Gene Ontology annotation, biological process: intermediate filament organization; keratinization. NCBI's taxonomy places the organism in Eukaryota, Metazoa, Chordata, Mammalia, Eulipotyphla, Erinaceidae. Bases 199 to 1596 code for a protein of 465 amino acids.